This is a messenger RNA of Phalaenopsis equestris, 480 nucleotides long. RefSeq names its product nudix hydrolase 23, chloroplastic-like. The record is from RefSeq and is a predicted model, not a curated record. The transcript has 3 exons. Lineage: Eukaryota; Viridiplantae; Streptophyta; Magnoliopsida; Asparagales; Orchidaceae. The coding region runs from base 32 to 268 and encodes 78 amino acids.
AGUACAGAGCUACAUCAUAUUCCGAGCAAAAAUGAAGAAGCCUUAUUUUUCGGCUGGCUCGGAAUCACUGGAAUGCACUCUUUUCUCUCUGGAUGACAUACCCUUCGGAUCACUCGCAUUUUCAUCAGUAUACGUCGCAUUAAAAAUGUAUGCUGAAGAUGUGAAGAAUGAGAGGCUUAGGUUUCACUACUGCAUCAUAAACAAGAGACCUGGAGCAAGCCUAUCUGAUCCCAAUGGUUUUGAUUUGGAACAUCACCUGCAUUCAUGAAUUUUCGGAAAGCCUGAGUUUCUCAGGUUAGUGCUUUUACUUCCCCUGUAAUUCUUCAUAACAUGUGUUCCGGAUCAUGAUUUGUCUGCUGCAAUGGAGCUUUUAACCACUUUGCCCAUCUAAUUUAGUAAUCCUUCACUAAGGUUAGGGGUUGGGGUGUAAAGUUUCUUUUUAUAGAUCAGUCCCUUGGUUUAUCAUUUGCAAAUAUGCUG